AACGAUGCUAUAUAAAGACGAGAGAACAAAAAACCUCUAAUCAAAUAGUUGCUAUCAGAGAGGACUAUAAAAGAAUUAACAAGAACAAAGAAACCAUUCUUCUCACACAUUCAGUUCAUAGCACCAAGAUCUUAACCCUAAGCCCCAACAUGACAUCUAAAGAACACAUUGUGAUGCUACCUUUCAUGGCUCAUGGCCAUCUAAUACCAUUUCUUGCUUUAGCAAGACAAAUCCACCAAAGAACAGGUUUCAUUAUAACCAUAGCCAACACCCCGUUUAACAUUCGAUAUCUCCGUUCAACCAUGAUCGCCCGCAGUGACAAAAUCCGUCUUGUCGAACUUCCUUUCUCCGCUGCCGAUCAUGGCCUUCCAGCCGACACAGAGAACUCUGAAAACUUGUCUUUAGACCUCAUUGGAAAAUUUUUCGCAUCAUCACCAACCCUUGAGAACCCAGUUCGAGAUCUUCUAUUAGAUAUUAUAUCUAAAGAAGGUAAGCCUCCACUUUGUUUAAUAUCAGAUAUAUUCUUUGGAUGGGCUAAUAAUGUAGCUAAUAGUGUAGGAACGAUUAAUAUAAGCUUUUCUACUGGUGGCGCUUAUGGCACCUUAGCUUAUAUUUCUCUCUGGCUUAAUCUUCCUCACCGGAAAGCUAAUUCCGAUAAGUUUCAUGUUCCGGGUUUUCCGGAACGGUACCGGUUUGAAAUAACUCAGUUGCAUCGUUUUAUAAGAAAUGCUGAUGGAACGGACCUAUGGUCGAAUUUUAUGCAGAAACAAAUCUCACUUUCUUUAAAGUCUUUUGGGUUAUUAUGCAAUACAGUUGAGGAAAUUGAGGUUUUAGGAUUGGAUUUAUUAAGGAAAUAUGUUCAGAUUCCUGUUUGGUCUAUUGGUCCUCUCCUUCCACCUUCAGUCCUUAAUGGCGGAGUAUCACCAUUACCUUCACAGUCAAGUAUAAGCUUUCAACGCAACGGUAAGAAACCAGAGAUAGCUACAGAGAGUUGCUUAGAAUGGCUUGAUAUGCAUAACCAAGAUUCGGUUCUUUACAUUUCAUUCGGUUCGCAAAAUACUAUUAGUCCAUCUCAAAUGAUGGAAUUAGCAAUUGGUUUAGAAGAAAGCAAGAAACCAUUCAUCUGGGUUAUCAGGCCACCUACUGGUUUUGACAGAAGAACUGCAUUUAAACCAGAAUGGUUACCGGAGGGAUUUGAAGAGAGAGUUAGAGAUACUAAAAGAGGAUUAUUAGUAAGAAAUUGGGCACCCCAAUUGGAGAUUUUGUCACAUAAAUCAACUGGAGCCUUUCUGAGCCAUUGUGGCUGGAAUUCAGUAACAGAGAGUUUAAGUCAAGGUGUGCCUAUCAUAGGAUGGCCAUUGGCAGCUGAACAAGCAUAUAAUUUAAAAAUGCUUGCAGAGGAAAUGGGUGUUGGUGUAGAGUUGACAAGAGGACUUGAAAGUACUAUAACUUGGAAGGAAGUAAAGAAGGUGAUAGAUUUAGUAAUGGAUAAGAAUGGUGAAGGGGAUGACAUGAGAAAGAAAGCUAUGGAGAUUGGGAAGUUGAUAAGGGCAGCAAUGAAAGAGGAUGGAGAAGAGAAAGGGUCUUCUCUCAAAGCAUUUGAUGCUCUUGUAAACAACCUUUUAUCCAAAAGAGAUAUGGGUAGUAGUUAUUAAAUUUUUUUUUCUUUUUUUUAGUAUUUUGAUAUUGAAUUAUAAUUAAAUAAAUAAAAUAAUUUAUAAUUGAAUCAA
Molecule: messenger RNA, 1730 nt
Organism: Jatropha curcas
Lineage: Eukaryota; Viridiplantae; Streptophyta; Magnoliopsida; Malpighiales; Euphorbiaceae
Product: UDP-glycosyltransferase 92A1
Molecular function (GO): UDP-glucosyltransferase activity
Source: RefSeq, a predicted model, not a curated record